This is a messenger RNA of Trichomonas vaginalis G3, 795 nucleotides long. RefSeq lists its product as uncharacterized. The annotation marks the transcript as partial. The record is from RefSeq and is a predicted model, not a curated record. The transcript has a single exon. Lineage: Eukaryota; Parabasalia; Trichomonadida; Trichomonadidae.
AUGUACGCCGCUCAGAAUAUAACGCCAACAGUUUUGGAUGCUAUGAACGGAAAUGUUUCCGAAUGGUAUAACGAAUGCGACAAUGCCAUUAGAAGGUCAGAAAUAGUUCCUGGAACUUACGAAUAUACAACUGCUGUUUCUUAUGGAAACGUAGGUGAGUUUGGAGAAGGUUCUUCAACAACAGUAGAUAUUGCUUGCGACAGGUUUCAUAUUAUUUCUAUUGACAACUCAUUCUUAUACGUGGAACAAGACAUUGAAAUAAAGCCUUCUGCCAAGUUGUCUGACAAGAAAGGUUGCAAUGGAAUUUUCUAUGUCGGAUACCAAUAUGCUCCAGAAGUUUUCAUGGGAUAUAAGAUAUAUUCUAACUCUGACUUAGUUCAAACAGUAACAUGGGCAAACUAUGAAUGGUUCGCUUUGAGAAACUCAGUACAACCACAAGCUAGAGAACAAACAGACCAGUAUGCCACCAUUGAGAAAAUAAGAAGACUUGACCCUAACGUUCCAGGAGUUUAUGUUAACCUUUCUGGACAAACUGCAGCAGCAGUAACCAAAGUAAAACUGAAACUUAGAGUUCCUUUGUCAUCUUUCCUCAUCUUCAGGUUUUUAAGAUACUUGCCAAACUGGGCAGGAAAAAUUUCUAUCGAACUUACUCCAAGCAAAAAUAACUUAGUCAUUGCACCAACACAAGACCCAUUCACUCUUACAGACGUAAAGGGAGCAAAUCAAACGUCAUUCGCCGACUUUUGCAAAGACAAAGUUGACUUAGACUUUGGUUUCUCAAACUUCAACACUGAA